AUGCCCUUCCCAGAAACCCUCAACGCUCACCCGCGGGUAAUUUUCUUCACCGACUUUGACGGCACCAUUACACUCCAGGACACCAACGACUUCAUCACGGACCAGUAUGGAAUGGGCAAGGAGGCGCGACGCGAGCUGUUCCACGCGGUGAUCGACGAGACCGACACGUUCCGCAACACGUUCCAAAAGAUGCUGGACUCGUGGAAGAUGCCGUUCCCACAGGUGCUGGACAUCCUACGCGACAACAUCACGCUGGACCCGCACUUCAAGGACUUCAUGGUGUGGGCGCGUGCGCACGACGUCCCGGUCAUCGUGCUGUCGAGCGGCAUGGUCCCGGUCAUCGAGACGCUGCUGCGUCACCUGCUCGGCGAGGAACUGAUGAGCGAUAUCGACAUCGUCGCCAACGGGACGCAAUUGCGCGCGCCGGGAAAUUCGCUCGACAAGGCCGAUGGCUGGACGAUCAAAUUCCUGCACGACUCCGGCUUCGGCCACGAUAAGAGUCUCACGAUCCGGCCGUAUGCGGAUGCGAUUGCGAAGAUGGAGAGGAACGACGAGCGGCCCACGCUGCUGUAUGCGGGCGACGGCGUCAGUGAUUUGAGUGCGGCGCGCGAGACAGACUUGUUGUUUGCAAGGGAGGGCCAGGAUCUGGUCACGUAUUGUGAGAAGGCGGGCAUUCCGUUCACGACUUUCUCGAGCUGGGAGAGCAUUCUUCAGGAGACGAGGGAUAUCUAUGAGGGGAAGAAGACGGUGAAGAAAUUGGCCGAGGAGGGCUUGAAGAGACAUCGCACGAAUUCUAUUGAGCAGAACGGUCAUGUCAAGCCGACUGUUAAGUAG
Molecule: messenger RNA, 834 nt
Organism: Exophiala bonariae
Lineage: Eukaryota; Fungi; Ascomycota; Eurotiomycetes; Chaetothyriales; Herpotrichiellaceae
Exons: 1
Coding region: 1-834 (277 amino acids)
Molecular function (GO): phosphatase activity
Source: RefSeq, a predicted model, not a curated record